Molecule: messenger RNA, 1986 nt
Organism: Cuscuta europaea
Lineage: Eukaryota; Viridiplantae; Streptophyta; Magnoliopsida; Solanales; Convolvulaceae
Source: the annotation of a GenBank genome assembly
AAAACUUAUUAAAUUAAAACAGUAUAUUUGUGAAGAAUGUGGAGAUUAUUUGCAACUGAGUAGUUCAGAUAGAAUUGAUUUUUUGAUCGAUGAGAAAACGUGGGCUCCUUUCGAUGAAGACAUUCUUUCUCGGGACCCCCAUUCAAUUUGAUGAAGACUCUUCUGAAGAAUCAUCGGAAUACCCUUAUGAAGACUUUUCAGAAGACUCUUCUGAAGAAUCGUUGGAAUACCCUUAUGAAGACUUUUCAGAAGACUCUUCUGAAGAAUCGUCGGAAUACCCUUAUAAAGACCCUUCUAAAUACUUUUAUCAAGUAUUUUCUAAUUAUGAAAACUCUUAUGAAGAGGAUCUUGAUUUUUAUCAAAUAGAAACAGGCUUAACCGAAGCUGUUCAAACAGGUCUAGGCCAAGUCAACGGUAUUACUGUAGCAAUAGGGGUUAUGGAUUUUAAGUUUAUGGGGGGUAGUAUGGGAUCCGUAGUCGGAGAGAAAAUAACCCGUUUAAUUGAGUACGCUACAGAAAAUUUUUUGCCUCUGAUUAUAGUGUCGGCGUCCGGGGGUGCGCGAAUGCAAGAAGGAAGUUUAAGUUUGAUGCAAAUGGCUAAAAUAUCAUCUGCUUUAUACAAUUAUCAAUCGAAGAAAAGAUUAUUUUUAUAUAUCAAUCCUUACAUCUCCUACAGCUGGUGGAGUAACAGCGAGUUUCGGUAUGUUAGGGGAUAUUAUCAUUGUUGAACCUAAUGCUUACAUUGCAUUUGCAGGCAAAAGAGUAAUUGAACAAACAUUAAAUCAAAACCAUACCUGACGAGGCACAAGAAGCUGAAUUUUUAUUUGAGAAGGGUUCAUUUGACUUAAUUGUACCACGUCAUCUUCUAAAAAGCGUUAUUAGUGAGUUAUUUACGUUUCAUGACCGGGGCACUUUCUUUCAUUCAAAGUUCAAAUUCAUUUGAACUUUGAGUGAAAGAAAAUAAUUAUAUUGAUUUUAGAUUGAUAUAAAUAGUUAGAUAAAAACUCACAGAUACAAAUAAAUAUAGUAAAAAAAAUACCUUUUCUAUGAGUGACUUUCCGUCUCUUUUUAUACCAUUAGUAGGCUUAGUAUUGCCGGCAAUUGCAACGUUUUAUUUAUUUAUUACUGUUCAAGAAAAAUAAAAAUUUUUAGAUAUUUUAUAUAUUGAGAUCCUCCCUUUUUUGUAAGUUGCUUUUUUUUGUAUCAUAACAGGAAGAUCUGUGGAAUCAUAUUGACUUAAGGCGUUAUUUUUUUCUAUCUAACCAAGUUUAUGAAUUACCCCUAAAGGUUUACAUCAAACUAGUGCUAGAUUCUCAUCAAACAAAUAUUCGUUUGAUGAGAAUUACUUUUGAAAUAGCAAAGUUCCUAAUUAAUGGUUUUUUUUCUUAAUUCCAAUAAAAUAAAAUAAAAUCGGAUGUAAUAUGAGUUGGCAAUCAAAACAUAUAUGGAUCGAACUUAGACCUGGGUCUAGAAAAAUAAGUAAUUUAGGUUGGGCUUUUACUCUUUUUUUAGGUUCAUUGGGAUUCUUAUUAGUAGGAACUUCCAGUUAUCUUGGUAUAAAUUGGAUAUCCUUUUUUUCAGCCCAGCAAAUUCUUUUUUUCCCACAAGGAAUAGUCAUGUCAUUCUACGGAAUUGCGGGUCUUUUUAUUAGCUCGUAUUUGUGGUGUACUAUUUUAUGGAAUGUUGGUAGUGGUUAUGAUCAAUUCGAUAGAAAAAGGGGAAUUUUUUGUAUUUUUCGUUGGGGAUUCCCUGGAAUAAAUCGGCGCAUUUUCCUCCGAUUCAAUAUAAAAGAUAUAAGGUCUAUUCGAAUAGAAGUGAAAGAAGGUAUUUAUGCUCGUCGUGUCCUUUAUAUGGACAUCCGAGGCCAGAGGGCUAUUCCUUUGACUCGUACUAAUGAGAAUUUCACCCCGGGAGAAAUUGAAAAAAAAAGCUUCAGAAUUGGCCUAUUUUUUGCGUGUACCGAUUGAAGUAUUUUGAGAAGGGGGC